Molecule: messenger RNA, 4977 nt
Organism: Ochlerotatus camptorhynchus
Lineage: Eukaryota; Metazoa; Arthropoda; Insecta; Diptera; Culicidae
Product: irregular chiasm C-roughest protein-like
Exons: 8
Coding region: 118-2709 (863 amino acids)
Biological process (GO): cell-cell adhesion
Cellular component (GO): cell-cell junction; plasma membrane
Molecular function (GO): cell adhesion molecule binding
Source: RefSeq, a predicted model, not a curated record
GUCACACCUACUCACAUAUAUCUACUAUCAAUUUAUUAGCUCGUAACUCGCACAAACGGUACGAGUCUGAUCAAAACAAAAAACCGAACGAAAUCAGACCAACAAACUACACCAAUUAUGACGACACCUCAACAAACCUACCAAGUGGUCAGCUAUCUAUGGCUGACUCUGUUGAUCUCAGCCGGUUCCACAGGUAAAGUGGUCAAUACCGGCACCCAACGAUUUGCCAUGGAACCUCAGGACCAAACGGCGAUUGUUGGAUCCAAAGUAACGCUACCCUGCCGAGUGGAAUCCAAAAUUGGUCAACUGCAGUGGACCAAGGAUGACUUUGGCUUGGGAUGGCAUCGGAACCUGAGUGGUUUUGAUCGCUAUUCGAUGAUCGGUAGCGACGAGGAAGGCGACUAUUCACUGGAAAUCUAUCCAGUGAUGCUCGACGAUGAAGCGCGAUACCAGUGCCAAGUCAGUCCCGGUAAAGAUGGAACACCUGGUAUGCGAUCGCGUUUCGCAACCAUAACCGUGUUAGUGCCUCCGGAGCCGCCAAAAAUCAUACAAGGUGAUUUUCUCGUAACGACUGAAGACCGUGAAAUCGAGCUCGAAUGCGUUUCAGUCGGGGGAAAACCAGCUGCUGAGAUAACCUGGAUCGACGGUCAUGGUAAUGUCAUAUCCUCUGGCAUCGAAUAUGUCAAAGAACCCCUAACUGACACUGGUCGCUACACGGCUAAAUCGAUUCUGAAGCUGACACCAAAGAAGGAACAUCACAACACAUCCUUCACUUGUCAAGCUCAGAAUACAGCUGAUCGGACAUACCGUUCGGUUAAACUGAAGCUAGAAGUCAAGUACGCUCCCAAGGUCAGUGUCUCAGUAAUUGGAGGAGCCCUAGCCGGUGGUAGAAUCCCCGAAGGAGCCGAGGUGCGAUUGUCAUGUCAUGCAGAUGCCAAUCCGAAUGACGUCAGCUACAAGUGGUACAUUGCUGAUGAGCCAGCUCCAGGUGACUACACCACCGAAAUGAUCAUUCACAACGUAUCCAAAAAGUUCCACGACGCUGUUAUUAAGUGUGAGGUGCACAAUGCCGUCGGAAAAAGCGAGGAAAGCGAAAUCCUUGACAUCAGCUACGGUCCCACCUUCCGGUCCCGACCGAAAUCGAUAGAAGCCGAUGCGGAUCGACCGGUUACCUUAACGUGUGACGUUGAUGGUAAUCCUCAGCCGGAGAUCAUUUGGAUUCAGGAGGAAUCGAACCGAGUGGUAUCCACGUCAGCCAAUAUAACGAUCAUAGCUUCACGGGAAACGGCCGGCAACUACUACUGCAAAGCCAGUGUUAUGGGAUUCCCGGAAAUCGAGUCGAUGGCGUCCCUUUAUCUCAAAGGAGCUCCUCGAAUCAGAUCUCAACGGCACCAAUAUGGAGUGGUGAACGAUAAUUCCCAGAUUCAGUGCGAAGCGCUCUCCGUUCCCAAAGCGAAGCACGUCAUCUGGACUUACAAUGGACUGGAAAUCAACAACGAAAAUGACUACACAAUCCUGGAAAACCAUCAACCCGAAGGCGUUCGAUCUACGCUCAUCAUCAACAACAGCCAAAAGCAACACUUUGGUGUGUACAACUGCACUGUGAUCAACGAGUACGGAAUGGACUCGAUCGAAAUCCAGUUCAAAGUUUCAAAAGAAACCAUAUUUCUUCCGCUAAUCAUCUUUGGUUCCAUCGGAGGAUUAAUUGUAGUCACCGUCAUGAUCAUCAUUGCGAUGUGUUUUUGUGUGAAAAAGAGCAAGAAGAAGCUUCCUCCAGCUGAUGUCAUUCCAGAGCAACAUUACAUCACCGAGAAAGCAUGCAAGGAAAGUGACCGCUCGUCAAAUGUAAGUGAUCUGAAGAUCGAUCGUGAUCAUGAAUAUUCGGAAACAUGUUCCGGAACCGACAGUAUUGCGACGCGAUUGGCAAUGAACAUCCUAGGUUCGUCGAGUGGGAGCAACAAUAGUGGUAGCGGUCAUGCAGGAACAGGUAUGGGGGGAGGCGUCCCACUGGCAGGCCCAGUACGAAUUCCCAAUGAUUAUCGAUAUUCGGGAGAUUUCACCGACGGGCUCGGACCGUUGCAGUCGAAAAUUGGGCAAAGUAAUGGCGGCUAUGUGCCGUACGUUGACUACGCUCACGACUACAACAUGCCACUUCACGUACACACGAAUGGUCAGCUGCCUAAUGGAAACAUGAGCCUGACGAGGCAUCGGGAACUCAGACAAGAUAAUGGGCUUCCGAGUAUUGGAAGCGGCAUGGGAUCGCUGUCCAAUAGUCUUAUGAACACCUCACUCAUGACGGCUCCGAGCAUAGAUCCUCGGUACAGUGCCACUUACGGUAAUCCGUACUUGCGCAGUAGCACUGCUCAGCUGCCGCCACUGCCACCACCAAGCACUGCGAAUCCGGCGGUAACUCCAGCACCUCCUCCUUACAGUGCUGGUCGUGGCCAAAAUUCUCUGCUCUCAAUGGGGGUGAAUUUGGGCGUCGGCAAUGGUCUCAACAGUGGAAGUAUCGUCGGGAUCACCUCUGGCCUAACGAGUCCUGAAUCGGUACGAUCAUCGUCCGGUGCUAACACCAGUAUGGACCAAACGUCCCAACAGAGUCAGCCAACGCCCACACUGCCAACGUCUGGAACGAGUCCCGGACCUGGCCAGUUUAUUCUACCAGCGAAUGGAGAUCUGCGGAAAGGCGCCCUGGCAACACACGUCUAGCGUAAGCGUCUAGAUAUUCACCUGUUACUCACUGCCCCCUGUGUAUAAAUGUUUGUGAGCAGCUUCUAUUCCUUACCCAACUAGUGAUAGUUUUGGAUGGAUGGGAGGUUCUAGGCUUUAAUUGUGAUAAUAUCUUGAAGGUAUGCUAGAUAAAACGUACACUUUUCUUAAGUGUGACCGCGCUCCAACUGAAAACGAACUGGAACGAAAAUUCAGACGUUUGCAUAAAUGCAUAAGAUUUCAGUUGAAUUUGUAUGACAUUGUUAUUAUGCAUAAAAAUUAACACAUUAAUGUUUCUUAGAACUGGUAACAAUACCAGCAAAACUUUUCUUAACAUCUUUUUAUUUGCAAAAUCAUUCAAUGCCUCUAAAAGAAUAAUGUUUUCAUCAUUUUGCCACCCAAGUUAUAGUUUAUUUCUUUCAUCUUUCCGAAUUUACAGAAUCAAAUAUUAUUCAAGACCAAAGUUUCUAAUCUAGUAAAAGGUUACAUCGAAAAUGUGCCGCUAAUGCAGACCAGUAUUGAUUUACUUUUCGUUCGCUGGAAGGGAAACCUAGAACCCAAUCUCAUCUUUCCAGAAACAUGCUCCAAACAAAAAAAAAACAAAAAAAGGAUCUCCUCAUGUUGUACUCUUACGUCCCGUCCCACCACCCAGAACCUUCCCGCCCCACUACCCUUACCAAGUACUUGUAAAUGUGUGUGUUCAGUAGCGCAUAUCUUCUUCCGCCGUCGCCUUCGCCAUCGGAUUCGCUGCCAGUCGCUCCAUCAAACCCUACAAACUUCGUCUUCUUCUUCGUUUCCCGUAGAGAAGAUGAGAAAACAUGCGUGGCCUUAUUAGUCGAGAAACAAAACAACAGUUCAGAAACCGAAAACGAAUAAAAUCAGAUGCAUAAGAGGAACAGUAUUCGACAGAGUGUUUUUCUUGAACUUGUUCUUAGCAAAGUCUAUUAUAAUCUAAAAUUCGAAAUUUUAUCGUAGCUUAACGAAAAUUCGGCUUGAGCUUUAAAACUUUUUAGCAGAAACAAAGAAACGAAACUGUGUAUAUCGCUGUAAUAUUGAAAAUCGAAUUAUAAAAUCUGAUACACUUUUAUUUAGAGAAACGGUUGAAAUUUUUGCGUAGCACAAACAAAAGAAAAAGAAAACAGCAAGGCGUGCAUUUUGAAAUUGUUACUAAAUAGUGAAGUUAUUUUACCGAUAACCAGUAAAGGGAAAACAAGUUGCAUUUGUGGUUUGAGCUUUUAAAGGUCUUUCUGAAGCGAAAAAUUGAAACAGUUCUAGCGAGGUAAAAAAAAAGUUUUCACUAUUAGAAAGAUACUCCUCAGAAAAAAGCAGAAGUUGAGAUAAGAUGUAGAAACAAGAUUUCAUAUACGUAUUAAGUUUUUGCCAAUUCCCCUCCCUCCCUUUUAACAACGCAAGCUACACCGAAUGAUCCUUUUUAACGAAAUAGUGCUCUCGCUCUUGGAAAUGCCAACGCACCCGACAGACAGACAGAUACAGUAAAAGGAUGCCUCUGGAGAAAAAAAAUAACGUUAAAGCAAAGGAACACUUGUCUCCCUCUUAAUAGAACAGAGCAUCGCUCAGGUACAAUGCAAUCUGGCUGUCGUCUGUUUUUCCUCUCACAGGACAGGGGAGGAAAAUUAAGAUAGAAACUUGACAGUCAUUGCAUUUAAUGUGAAGCAGAAAAUCGGACGAAAUUGGAGCUAGCAUUACAAAGAUGAUUGAGCAUUAGACAAAGUAAAACGUACUCCUGGAUUGCGAGUGUGUAAUAUACCAAAUUAUUUUUUUUUUAUUAUCGUUUAAGUUUUAGCAAAACAACAGAAAGGAAAAUUUUAAGAGAUAUUAUCGAUUAAGAGCAAAGAUCCCCCUUGACUGAUAAGUAGUUAUUCUUUAAAGAUAUAUAUACAUAGCUAGAGGUUUAAGUACUUAGUUAAAAUAUUAUACAGUUUUUACUGAAACAGGUACGAAGGUGAAAACGAUGCAAAGUGAAUAUAUCAAAUUGUAUAUCGAACUUUAUGGAAUUGUAAAUAAUGAAAUUUUAAAGUGAAAAGAGUCGCAGACAAACGAAAUAAAUGCAAAUAUUAUAUAGAAAUCUGAGAUACUUUUUAGAUAGUGCAGGUAAACGAAUCUUUGUAAAAAUGAAGAUAUAUUUCAUUAGACUUGUCAAUUGUAUAUAACUGAACAGAAAUCUCUCUAUAGGCCAUAAGAUUUGAAGUCAAUUGAUUCUCAAAAUAGAUAAAAGAAAAUAAAUGAAAAGCUGAUUUUGACGAAAAA